AUGGGAGGCACUCUGUCCUCCAUUCCUUCUACAUCCUUGAAUGAGGAUGAAAUGAAUGAAUGUUACCCAGAUCCGUCGUACCCCAAACUAAAAUUCCAAAGUAUUGUUCAGAACGGUGAUGACUGGGGCUCAGGUGUGCACCGUAGUCCUGCUUCUGUAAACGGAGUACCAAUAUGGCCCACACAUCUCGCUAGCUACGCUCCCGAGCGGAGUACUUUGUACCACAACUUCCAAAUGGCGCUCGCUGCUUAUCCCGAGAAGAACUUCCUGGGGCAGAGGAGCAUUCUGCCAGACAACUCGUCAGGUCCAUACAGGUACAUUACCUACGCGGAAGGUGGAAAAAUUGCGGACGAGAUCGGUGCAGGUUUACUAUGUCUGGGAGUUGAACCAAGACAGCGAGUUGGGAUCUACUCAAAGAACAGAAUUGAAUGGACCCUGGCGGAGACUGCUUGCAAUCUACACAGUAAUCCAACAGUUGCAUUAUACGACAGUUUUAAAGACAUCGAUUAUAUAAUACAGCACUCUGAAAUGGUUGCAAUAUUUUUUGGCGAGGACCAAAUACAGGACGUACUGCUAGCGUGCCAAAAGACAAUCGACCACCCUCACCUACAACUUGCAAUCUGUUUCGAUGAUAUCGCGUCGAGUAGAUUGAGAGCAGACUUUGCUCGAGUGAAUGUGCAUCUAACAACACUGGCAGAUAUUCUGCUUUUGGGAGAGGGAAGUGAGAUACCUCACACAAUCCCAGCUGCCGAAGACGUUGCAAUAGUAAUGUACACAAGCGGGUCCACUGGCGAUCCUAAAGGAGUCGAAAUCACCCAUGGGAAUAUAAUGGCAAGUCUUCGAGCGUUGGAACUGAACCUCGAAAUAAGCUGUGAUGACGUCCAUAUAUCGUUUUUACCACUGGCGCAUGUCUUCGAGCGACUUGUACAGGCUUUCUGUAUACAUUACGGAGCAGCAGUUGGUUUCUACGAAGGCCACAUACCAAAUCUCAUCGCUGACAUUCAGGAGCUUCGACCCACUUUCUUAAUAGCGGUUCCAAGGGUACUCAACCGCAUCCACGACAAAAUUCAGCAAGGAAUUAGUGCUGCUAGCUUUCCCAAACGCUUUCUGUUCAAUAUCGCGUUCCGUUUACGCGAACAAGCCUUGCUGGCAGGGCUAGACACUCCUCUAUGUAACAGAGUUGUGUUCUCCAAAUUCCGCGAAAUACUUGGCGGUAGAGUGAGGUUUAUAGUGUCUGGUUCCGCCCCUCUCGAUCAGGAAGUUCAUCGAUUCUUACGGGUGUGCCUCUGCCCUUGUAUCAUGACCGGAUACGGCUUGACUGAGACUACCGCAGGUUUAACAUGUGCACAUCCGAAAAGUGUAACUUUAGGCCACUGUGGGGGUCCGCUUCCAGUUUGUGAGGUCAAAUUGAUAAGUGUUCCCGAGAUGUCGUAUGAGACAGACAGCGAUCCUCCCAGAGGAGAGAUCCAUGUGCGAGGCAAUAAUGUGUUCAAAGGAUACUUAAAGGACGAAUACCAGACGAUGAGAGUCUUCGACCGCGAUGGUUGGUUCUGCACUGGCGAUAUCGGAGAGUGGAAUAGAGAUGGCACGCUCUCAAUCAUCGACCGGAAGAAAUCUAUUUUCAAGUUGUCACAGGGGGAGUACUUGUGUGCGGAGAUGCUAGAGUCGAUGUAUAGUAAGUGCCCAUUCAUCGCUCAGAUUCUAAUUACAGGAGACUCAUCUCGCUCAUACCCCGUGGCUGUUGUUGUGCCGGACGAGGAGCUGGUCAUUGAAUGGGCUAGGUACAACAAUAAGGUUGGCGACUUCAACACAUUCUGUGCUGCUCCUGAGCUUCGUGACCUUCUUUUGCUACAACUAGACGCCAUGCACAAAGAGGGUGGUCUCAAAGGCUUCGAACGAGUACCGCGUAUUAUUGUGGAGUCACAACUUUUCACAAUCGACAACGGUCUUCUCACGCCAACAUUGAAGUUGAAACGUAUCCCUGCUGCUAUGAAAUAUAGAGACGCGGUGGCGGAAUUGUACGAACAAAACGGGGGUGAUUAAAGGAACCAACACGAAUAGGUAAAUUACCAUCUCUUGCAACGACAAAGGCGAACCCAUACUCUACGACAGUGGAUUCAUGACUGUGGGCAUCCUGACAAGUCUACAAAAUAUACGCUCAAGUAUAGCAAUUAAACAC
Molecule: messenger RNA, 2179 nt
Organism: Sphaeroforma arctica JP610
Lineage: Eukaryota; Ichthyosporea; Ichthyophonida
Exons: 5
Coding region: 1-2043 (680 amino acids)
Cellular component (GO): endoplasmic reticulum; membrane
Molecular function (GO): long-chain fatty acid-CoA ligase activity
Source: RefSeq, a predicted model, not a curated record